Closterium sp. Naga37s-1 is the source of this 226-nucleotide messenger RNA. The record is from the annotation of a GenBank genome assembly. NCBI's taxonomy places the organism in Eukaryota, Viridiplantae, Streptophyta, Zygnematophyceae, Desmidiales, Closteriaceae.
GGUGCGUGCUCAUACGCCCCAGCACCUCUGCCCACCGAGGUGCGUGCUUAUACGCCCCAGCACCUCUGCCCACCGAGGUGCGUGCUUAUACGCCCCAGCACCUCUGCCCACCGAGGUGCGUGCUUAUACGCCCCAGCACCUCUGCCCACCGAGGUGCGUGCUUAUACGCCCCAGCACCUCUGCCCACCGAGGUGCGUGCUUAUACGCCCCAGCACCUCGUUUCUGA